UCUGUCAAUUUUGUGAGCAUUUUCUUCAAUGAUAUAAUUAACAUUUCCAUCCAUGUUGUUUGCUGCUAUGUUAUGAACUCAAUGCAUCUGCCUUGAGAUUGGGUAUUAGCCUAUUAGUUAUGUAAAAUCUACUUAUUCUGCAUAUACUUAUAUCACGAUACAUACCCUUCACGUGUUCCCAGAAUCUAUCUCGCUCAUCUCACAUUACGCAACAAGCCGAGAUCAUGGCCGAAGUUCUCGGUACAGCUCUUUCGAUCGUCGGGGCAGUUGGAGUCCUCGGUCAAAUCUUCUCCGGUUGUAUAACGGCGUACUCACUCUUCACGACCGCAUCUAACCUCACACGAGACUCGGAGAAACUUAUUUGUAAGAUUAAGAUUGAGGAGAUGAGAUUGUUGGUUUGGGGACGGGAAUGGGGAGUGCUAGAAGGGAGGUUUGAGGAGGAAUUGAAGAGGGAGGAGGGGAUUGGGAAUGAGAGGAUGAGGGGAUUGGCGAUGGAGAUUCUGAGUGAGUUGUAUAGGACUAUGACGGAUUUUCAGAAGUUGAGGGAGAGGUAUGGGGUUGUGGAGGAAAGGUCGGGAAGAGAUGAAAUAGAGGGGAGGGAGAAUGGGGAGAGAGGGGCGGAAAUAGAGAAAGGAGGGUUUGGGUUGGGAAAGCUGAGUUUGAGGAGCGAGUUGUCGAAGAGAGUCAAGUGGGUUAUUGGCGACAAGGAGAAGUUCACAGUGCUUUUACAGGAUCUGAAAGAUUAUAAUGACGGGUUGGAACAGCUGUUUCCACCGUCAAGACUCGCGACCCUGCAUAGGACAUGGACGAAUGAGCUACUACAAGGUGCGCACCGCGAUUUGGGCAAGCUGAAAAUGUUGGAGACGGCGAGUAGUGGGGUGUACCCAGCUUUGAAUGUUUCGGCCAAUCUCAAGCAAUUAAGAAUCAAUUUAGAUGAGAAGGAGACCAAGAAUUUCAAGCCAACUUAUACGCUUAAGAUUCAACGCCAUGCAUUGGUAGUCAAGAAUGCGAACAUGGCAAGAAUUCAUGGACAAUACAAGAAUUCCUCACUAGUAGAAUCACAAGAAAUCAUAGUGGAAUGGGUGGAGUACGAUAGAGAAGACCUCGACGCUCGAUUAAAUCAUCUCCGUCGAAUAGAUGACCUCGCACGUAUGAUUCACAGUGCUUCAGAUCGACACCCAGACCUCCAUACGAUCGAUUGUCUCGGCUACACAGACGACAGUACCUCCUCCCGCUACGGACUCAUCUACCAUUCUCCCUCCUCUGCUUCCUCCUCCUCCACUCUCAAUGCUCUCAUCACUAGCAGCGAUUUCCGCACCCCUGACCUAGGCGAUCGGUUUAAACUCGCCCAUACACUUUCUGUCGCUCUCUGGUCUCUCCAUUCAUUAGACUGGCUGCACAAAAAUCUUUGCAGUAGCAACAUCCUCUUUUUCCCCAGCGCAUACACAAAAAGUCCAGGGAUCUCUAAAGAAAGGGACAAUGUUCCGAAUAUAAGUACACCAUACCUCCUCGGUUUCGACGCUUCCCGCCCAGACCAUAUGGGUGAAAUGUCCAUCGCAUCCCGCAACCCUACAGCAGCAGAUCUCCACCGUCAUCCAUUGUCUCUACAUUCCCCUUCUUGUCCGCGCAAACAGUAUUGUAAAUCCUUCGAUAUAUACUCUCUAGGAUUGAUAUUACUAGAGAUUGGUUUGUGGAAAACAUUGCAAAUGUACCAUAAACCGCAUUAUUCGGCCGAAAGGUUCAGAGAUAAGAUUGUAGUGCAGAAUUUGGUGCCGGGGCUGGGAAGUAAAGUUGGGAGAGGGUAUAAGGAGGUGGUGGAGAGAUGUUUGGCGGUUAAAGAGGAUUUGACUGGGGUGGAGGCGGGAGUAUUGAUGGAGUUUGUGGUGGGGAGGCUGGAGGGUUUGAGGGUUUGAGGCAGGGUAUCUGAAGGUUUCGACUCACAAGAGCUCCCAAAAUUUGAGAGGCCAACAGGACUAAGUUCUCUAGCAAUGAUUUCUUGUCUGGAUAGAUUCAUUGUUCCGAUUGACUUAAUUGAACUACAGACGGGAAUGUUAGGGCACUCUGGUUUAACGAUGUAAAGACACAAGAGAAAAAGAUAGAGGAGGGCUGGAAAAAGGACGAGAGCUGUAUAUGAAUAUGGUUCCAUUCACUGGAUAAAUAGAUUAGAUUGUGAUGACAUAUACGAAUUUACGAAUUUAUGGAUAUUGAAUC
Messenger RNA from Sclerotinia trifoliorum, 2211 nucleotides. NCBI's taxonomy places the organism in Eukaryota, Fungi, Ascomycota, Leotiomycetes, Helotiales, Sclerotiniaceae. The record is from the annotation of a GenBank genome assembly.